AUGAUUCAGCAUCCUGAGAGCGUUGCCAGUCACUCCUUUGGUGUGGCAUGGCUCAGCAUGCUCCUGGCGCCCAGUGACCUGAACCGGUCACGAUGCCUUCUUAUAGGUAUCUGCCAUGACUUGGCUGAAUCUGUAAUCGGAGACAUUCCCACUUAUGCUGGUGUCGCCAAAGACCAGAAACACAAGCUCGAGGCGAACGCGUUCAAGUAUUUAUGUUCUUUAUUGAGUGAAGAUCUAGCCAGAGAGGUCUUCGACGCCUGGGAUGACUAUGAACAUGGAAAGACAGCCGAAGGCCGAUUCGUCAAAGAGAUGGACAAGCUUGAAUGCAUUCUGCAGGCUCAAGAGUACGACAGCUCAUCAGAAAUGCCUGACCGCUUCGAGGAGUUCAAGGGGCUCAGCUCCAAGAUUAGCUCGGCCGAAGGCAAGCUCGUGCUUGAUAUGCUACAGAGGAGAACAUGCGAGAACGAGCGAAAGAAGCAUCACAAUGUACUCUUCGUCACUGGUGACCAGUCAAUCGUCGCUGCAUCGUGCGAUCGUUUGAGAGACGAGUUCGGAAUGCAACAUCUCUCUCUGCACGAAAUCCUGCGCACCAGAUCUGAGUGUCAUUCUGAUGCAUUGUCGAGUUACAUUUGGGAGACAUUGGAGGAACAAAUGGAUGUGCCUGCCCAACUUUCACUCAAACUGCUGGAAGAGACCCUCGAUAACCAGGCGGAUGAUCGAUGGGUCCUGGUAGAAGGGUUCAGCGAGCAGUUGUUACUGUCGCAUAAACAGCAGCCUCGCAAGCCAUACUACUUCCUUCACAUCGUCGGCACGACUCAGUGCGGCCGUUGGGAAGGUCAAAUGAACGACGCCGGAGACCGCUCCGUUAUUAGAGACACCCGCCAUUUCCGACAGAUCCAGCAUGGAGAUACGCAGCAGGAGACGUGGGACUCUGUCAAGUCAACGGUCCAAACACUGAUGGGAGUCUCUCAUUCUGCAUAG
Molecule: messenger RNA, 981 nt
Organism: Pestalotiopsis fici W106-1
Lineage: Eukaryota; Fungi; Ascomycota; Sordariomycetes; Amphisphaeriales; Sporocadaceae
Exons: 6
Coding region: 1-981 (326 amino acids)
Cellular component (GO): cytoplasm
Molecular function (GO): 5'-deoxynucleotidase activity
Source: RefSeq, a predicted model, not a curated record